AUAUUUCCUCUCACCCACCUAUUCUUGAUACACAUUUUAUGACCAUUUCCCCCAUAGUCUAGGCACAAGGAUUUUUCCUUUUUAAUGGAUUGCUUGGUCUUGCCGGUGACUAUCUUGAAGAGGCGCUGCACGGGGUCACGGCUAGGCUACCGGCCUUUAACCGAAGAUGGGUUCGAGGAGUCGGGGCAUCAAGUGACCGUGGUGGUCGGGAAGGAGAAGAGAGAAUUCUUGGUGGAUCCAUUUGUGCUAGAAGAAAACCCCUUUCGGGUUUUGAUUGAGAUGAUGAAGAAGAAUGAUCAGGAGAAGAAUUUUGUUGUGGAUCAUAGGAGCAAGAAGAGGGUGAUUUUCGUGGAUGUGGAUUCGAUUUUGUUCGAGCACAUGUUGUGGUUGAUGUAUAAUGAUUGUUCUUCUUUGUUUAAGCUCAACCUCAAGGAGAUAAUUGACUUCUAUUCUCAAGAUUACUAGCUAGAUCAGGAGGAACACACAAAAACAUACAUAUAUGUAGAGGUACUGUACUAACUUUGAGUUUGUCGGUGUCCCUCUGUAAAGGAAAUUUUUAUACUAUAUAUCCUAAACUCGCAAUAAUACACAUGUUCAUGAAUAACAUUAUUA
Messenger RNA from Quercus lobata, 612 nucleotides. RefSeq lists its product as uncharacterized. Bases 85 to 465 code for a protein of 126 amino acids. The transcript has a single exon. The record is from RefSeq and is a predicted model, not a curated record. Lineage: Eukaryota; Viridiplantae; Streptophyta; Magnoliopsida; Fagales; Fagaceae. Gene Ontology annotation, biological process: response to auxin.